Messenger RNA from Cloeon dipterum, 813 nucleotides. Its product is annotated as translocon-associated protein subunit gamma. Lineage: Eukaryota; Metazoa; Arthropoda; Insecta; Ephemeroptera; Baetidae. The transcript is spliced from 5 exons. The record is from RefSeq and is a predicted model, not a curated record. Gene Ontology annotation, cellular component: membrane; endoplasmic reticulum. Gene Ontology annotation, biological process: SRP-dependent cotranslational protein targeting to membrane. Bases 109 to 663 code for a protein of 184 amino acids.
CUUCUUCCACGUCUUACCAACUCGCAGAGUGCUCGCCGUCUGGUCUGUUUGGACGCUGUCACUUGAGCUCACACACUUGGACAGAUUGUUCACUGAAAACCGCCGAAAAUGUCUGCCAAAAAGGAACCUGUCGCUUUCACCAAGGAGGAGGAGUUGCUGCUGCAAGAUUUCAGCCGAAAUGUAUCGACCAAGUCGUCGGCCUUGUUCUACGGAAAUGCCUUCAUCGUGUCGGCUAUUCCGAUCUGGCUCUUCUGGAGAAUCCAUAUGAUGGACCUGUACUCCACUUUCUUCCUCUUCAUCCUCAUUACAUGCGCGAGCACUUAUCUCGUGGCUUUUGCCUAUAAAAAUACCAAGUUCGUGCUGAAGCAUAAGAUUGCUGUCAAGCGGGAGGAGGCUGUGACUAGGGAAAUGACCAAGAAACUUGCAGAGGACAAGAAAAUGAGUAAGAAGGAAAAGGACGAGAGAAUCCUGUGGAAGAAGAACGAGGUUGCUGACUACGAAGCCACCACUUUCUCCAUCUUCUACAACAACGCUAUCUUCCUGGCGUUGAUCAUCGUGUGCAGCUUCUAUAUUCUCACCACUUUCACCCCUGCUGUGAACUAUACGUUGUCCGUUCUCUCUGCUGGAGGAUUGCUUGCUCUGCUCUCAACUGGCUCUCAGUAAGUGCCAAUAAACAUCACUACUUAAAAUAUAUCCGCGCAAACUUCGUGUUUGUGGCUUGAAAGACAACGUUAAGGUGUAACCGUCACGAGUUAUGUUUUGCAAUAACUGGAUGUGUGAAUUUAAAUAAAACAUUGUUUUUUUAUUACUAAA